This is a messenger RNA of Nylanderia fulva, 3370 nucleotides long. Lineage: Eukaryota; Metazoa; Arthropoda; Insecta; Hymenoptera; Formicidae. The record is from RefSeq and is a predicted model, not a curated record.
CCACCACCACCAUCACCGCCACCACCACCACCACCGCUACCAUCAUCACCACCAUCGUCAUCAUCACUUCCACCCGCGUUCUCAGUGUCAAACGAACGACGCGUCUGUUGAUGACGAGUGCGUUGUCUGUCACGCGAGGAGUCCGCCUGGAGAAAAGACCUUCUUCUGCGAACAGCGAAUUUCUAUAUCGAUCGAUAUCGCGUCCGACAAGAUACCGAUACCCUGUAAUCCCUCGAGGGAAGAAGUCUAGGCGCACCGAUAUCAUUCUUCGUCUUCUCCUUUCACCGGCGGAGAUUCGCGACGCAACCCCCGUCAUUUUCGACGUCGAGGAGGCCCGACCCUCGAAAUACGAGGGCAUCGCCCGCCGAGAGGAAAGGCGAUAGACCUUCCCUCGACGACGACGUGGAUGGACGCUCUUGGUAAGAGGUUUCCCGCUUAAUUGAACGCUCGCGACGCACACGGAGUAGGAUUUUCUUCGACAUUCUCGAGGAGGCCGGAAGGUGCAACGAGAGUGCGGAAGGAGAAACUGAAAAACGAUACCCCCCAGUGCGUCCAGACUUCUUCUCUCGAGAGAUUAUAGGAUAUUCGGUAUCCUGAUGGACGCGAUAUCGAUCGAUAAAAAUUCGCUGAUCGCGGAAGGAAAAGAUCUCUCCUGUCAAAUUCCUCGCGCGAGAGACGACGCAUCGCGAGCGUUCUUUCUGUCAAAGGCAAUAAGAAUGACUUGAGAAAAAAUCAUCUUGGUCUCUGCGUGUAUAUCUGAGGACGAUUAUCUCGUGAAAAAGAUAAUUCACCGAAAAAAUUGAUUCGAUGUCCGUCGCGCAAUUUUUAUUAAUUACUCGUAUAGUUAAAUGGUGUCAAGAAGAUCCAUUCAGUUUUUAUUAGUUUAAUCAUAUUUCGCAUGUUUUAUAUAAUAUUUCUAGACAGCUGGAUGCUGAUGAUUGACGGCAAUUAUCCAUAUUUUUACUCAUCGUAGAUCUAUCAAAUUAAAUCGUCAUCAUGUAUCAGUCAAUUAUUUCUAUAAAAAUAAUUUAUAAACGAAUUCGAUAGUAAUUUUUAAUUAAGCAGAAUCAGAUGAAGUCUUGAAGAGUGCAUUCUUAUCGAACUGGUUUCCUUGACAAUUGGGGAACACUUGUGUCAGUGACGUAUUGUGCGCCGUCGUCAUCAGAUGCAAUUUUCGUCGAUGUAUCAUCGAAUGCAUCAUUCCAAUAAUAAUUGCUGGGAUAUUCUUGUCGUCUCAGACGAGGGUGGUCUACUGCCGGACAGCGGAAGCGGCGUCGUCGAGAAUAACGAAGCGAAUGGCGCCUGCGUGAACGAUCGCAUCCUCCAUUAUCAUCAUCAGCAUCCUCAUCAUCAUCAUCAGCAGCAGCAGCAGCAGCAUUCGCCGACGGAGGAGCCGGAGCUGCACGAUCUCCUGCAAUUCCGCGAGACCGGGACCGGGUCGUCCGGGCCGGAACGGGAGGACAUGGUCGCCCAGGAAAUGGCACAGGGUUACACGCAGCUCCUACACUCGGUGGCGGUCCAGGAGCCGCAGGAGUUCAUCUCCCUGCAGGAGCUGCAGCCGCGCAUCCACCAUCAGGACACCUGCGCGCAAAUCGUCUCGUCCGUCUCCCAACUUUAUCAUCAUCAGCAGCAGCAACAGGCGACCAACAGCCAACAGGAUUAUUAUAAUCUCUCGUCCGUGCAGAAAAGUUCCUGCUCCACGGUUUAUUUCGGCGAGAUAGACACGGGUUCCGGGGUGGGAGAGCUAACCACCGCCUCGGCGGGGGCUGGUGGCGAAGGUCUCGCCCCGACUCCAACCCCCGCCAACAGCGGCAGCAGCAACAGCAGUGGCGUCAGUACCACCACCACCCCCAGCCCCAACCUAACCCCCAGCAGCCUCAGCACCGUUACAACUACCACCACCACCUUCACCACCAGCAUCGCCACCAUCCCGCAGGUUGCAACGGGGGCUGAACCGCCCCGGCACAUGGAGACACCCCCGACGAUGGUCCCCGACCAGCAGGCACCCGCCUCCGGCCAUCACUAUCAUCAGCACCAUCACCACCACCACCACCACCAUCACCAUCAUCGACAUCACCGUAGCAUGUCUAACCAUGAACCGGCGACCGACACUUCGGACGAGUUCGCGCCGAUCGCGAAGAAGCGGAAGCUUUCUUGCCAUACUGCAAGCGAUCUCUUGGACGAUCAGGGAGACGACGCCAAGUCUGUUCGCACAAACGACGACAGUAAAAAGCAGAACCACAGUGAAAUUGAAAAGCGAAGAAGAGACAAGAUGAACACGUACAUUACCGAGCUCUCGGCGAUGGUGCCAAUGUGUCAUGCGAUGUCGCGAAAGUUGGAUAAGUUGACCGUGCUGAGAAUGGCGGUGCAGCAUCUCAAGACCAUCCUCGGUGCGGUUACCUCAUACACGGAAGGUCACUAUAAACCUGCGUUUCUCAGCGAACAGGAACUCAAGACGCUCAUACUUCAAGCCGCGGAAGGCUUUGUAUUCGUAGUCGGUUGCGAUCGUGGAAGAAUUCUCUAUGUUUCUGAAUCCGUCUCGCAGGCUCUCAAUUAUUCUCAGGGUGAUCUGUUGGGUCAAAGCUGGUUCGACAUCCUGCAUCCGAAGGAUGUUGCCAAGGUAAAGGAGCAACUCUCAUCUUCCGAUCUCAGUCCAAGGGAGCGAUUGAUCGAUGCGAAAACGAUGUUACCGGUGAAAACUGACGUGCCCCAGGGUGUAUCACGACUCUGCCCCGGAGCGCGAAGAUCUUUCUUCUGUCGGAUGAAGCGUAAAGUCGACGGGGUCCGUUGCGACGAGAUGCAGGUGAAAGAGGAAGCCGACACCACCACUGGUUGUCACAGGCGGAAGAAACAGCAAAGCGUAGAUUGGAAAUACUGCGUGAUUCAAUGUACGGGUUAUCUGAAGUCUGGGCGCCCGCAAAAAUCGGCUGAAGAGCAGGAGGGUGAAGCUGACGGUGAAGCUUGCAAUUUGUCCUGCCUAGUCGCGGUUGGUCGGAUCCAAACGGCGAUACCAACGGCUACGUUAUCGUCGAGAAAGCCUCAUUUGAGACCUAUACAGUUCGUCUCUCGACACGCGAUGGAUGGCAAAUUUCUGUUCGUGGACCAAAGAGCUACUCCAGUAUUGGGCUUUCUACCUCAAGAACUGCUGGGCACCAGUAUGUACGAAUACUAUCACCACGAUGAUAUUCCUCAUCUAGCAGAGUCUCACAAAGCAGCGUUGCAGACCUUUGAACGCGUUACCACGCAGAUUUACAGGUUCAGGAGUAAAGACGCGAACUUCAUUAGGUUGCAAUCCGAGUGGAAGUCCUUCAGAAAUCCAUGGACCAAAGACAUCGAGUAUCUAAUCGCCAAGAAUUCUGCUAUCUUGUGA